GUAGAAAAAGGGGAGGAGCAAAGUACCGGACGUGAACUUUUCUGAGAUGCUGUCACUCUUGACGCAUGUCUCAUUGGAUCUGGACUGAUGAUUCCCAGGGAAAAACAGACCCUCACAUGGAUGGGAGCCUCCUCCUGCUGCUGUGGAACUACUGGACUCUGGUAAAUUAUUACACACACGGGUCAGAGGACUCCUUCAAUAACACCAUCACAUGGACGGACAGCAUCAAAGGGACAAGGACAGCAGUGUCACUAGGGGUUUCCUGAAAGGACUUGGCUCGGCAGUGGAGGACCUGACUUCUCAUCAGAUUCUGCAAGGACUGAAACUGCAGCCAUGGCUACAGCAAGUUAUGGAUACUACAGAGCCACAAUAUUCCUGGCCAUGUUUGUGGGCUACACGCUGUAUUACUUUAAUAGAAAGACUUUCUCCUUUGUGAUGCCAUCUGUAAUGCAAGAAAUUAAGCUGGACAAAGAUGAUCUGGGCAUGAUCACCAGCAGUCAGUCCUUGGCCUAUGCUAUCAGUAAGUUCAUCAGUGGCGUGCUUUCGGACCAGAUCAGCGCUCGCUGGCUCUUCUCCAUCGGUUUGUUCGUGGUGGGAAGCAUCAAUGUGGUCUUCUCCUGGUCCUCGACUGUGGCCGUGUUCUCGGUUCUGUGGUUUCUUAACGGCCUGGGGCAGGGCCUGGGCUGGCCUCCAUGCGGCAGAGUGCUCCGUAAGUGGUUUGAGCCCUCUCAGUUCGGGACGUGGUGGGCUAUUCUCUCCUGCAGUAUGAAUCUGGCAGGCAGCUUGGGCCCCAUCAUCGCCACAGUCCUGGCUCAGACUUACAGCUGGAGGACCAUUUUGUCAUUCUCUGGGAUGGUCUGCCUGGCUGUCUCCUUUGUUUGCCUGCUGGUGAUCAAGAAUGAGCCCAAGGACGUGGGGCUGCCUAACAUAGAGGCGACAACCAAAAAAGGCAAAAGAGGCGCCUCCGUACAUGACAGCACCCUCUCAGAGUUCCUGCUGUCGCCCUACCUGUGGCUGCUGUCCGUGUCCUACCUGGUGGUGUUCGGGGUGAAGACAGCCUACACCGACUGGGGGCAGUUGUUCCUCAUCCAAGACAAGGGCCAGUCCACGCUGAUGGGUAGUUCAUACAUGAGUGCCCUGGAGGUUGGAGGCUUGUUGGGCAGUCUGGCAGCAGGUUACAUCUCUGACAAGGCUGUCGCCAAACAAGGACUUAGAAUCUACGGCAAUCCUCGUCACUUCAUCCUGAUCUGCAUGAUGGCUGGAAUGUCUGUGUCCAUGUAUCUGUUCAGGGUCACAGUAACUGCUGACAGCUCAAAGCUUUGGAUACUGAGCUUGGGCUCUGCUUUUGGCUUCUCUUCAUAUGGACCAAUAGCAUUGUUUGGAAUAUUAGCCAAUGAAACUGCUCCUCCCAACUACUGUGGGACAUCUCAUGCCAUAGUUGGUCUGAUGGCGAAUAUUGGCGGCUUCCUGGCCGGCCUACCCUUCAGCACCGUCGCCAAGUACCACGGCUGGGAAAUGGCUUUCUGGGUAGCAGAGAUAACCUGCUUGGUCACCGCUGUCGGAUACUUCCUGCUGCGGAACAUCCAAACCAAGAUGGGAGGUUUGCCCAAGAAGGCAGACUAACGUCAUGCCUCAACCUCUGCUAUCAACCCUACAGGACAUUAAAGUGCAUGACACUCAGA
Molecule: messenger RNA, 1682 nt
Organism: Gambusia affinis (western mosquitofish)
Lineage: Eukaryota; Metazoa; Chordata; Actinopteri; Cyprinodontiformes; Poeciliidae
Gene: slc37a4a
Product: solute carrier family 37 member 4a
Exons: 10
Coding region: 334-1623 (429 amino acids)
Biological process (GO): phosphate ion transmembrane transport; glucose-6-phosphate transport
Cellular component (GO): endoplasmic reticulum membrane
Molecular function (GO): glucose 6-phosphate:phosphate antiporter activity
Source: RefSeq, a predicted model, not a curated record